CCACCAUGAAAUCAACACCUACUACAUCCUCCGCCCGCCUCCAAAACGACUUUGGAGCUGAUCUAUGGGUGAAGAAUCGUCCUAAGCAUCACCCCACAGCAGGCCGCGGCCUCUUCGCCGGCCUCCAAGAUACCAAAAACUACAAUGUGGAAUCAGGCUGGGCGAAGCGCAGUAAUGCGGAAAGUCAGGGGUUUUUGGGGGGGUUGUUGAGUCGGUUUAUUGGGGGAUCUUAUAAGCCUCCUACUGAGUAGGGUACCUACUGAGUAGAGGGUAUUGAUGGAUAUGAUGGGGUAUAGGGUAUGGGUUAUGGUUAUGAUGGGUUGGUUUGUGUUUGGUGUUUGGG
This is a messenger RNA of Aspergillus costaricaensis CBS 115574, 343 nucleotides long. RefSeq lists its product as uncharacterized. The coding region runs from base 6 to 251 and encodes 81 amino acids. Lineage: Eukaryota; Fungi; Ascomycota; Eurotiomycetes; Eurotiales; Aspergillaceae. The transcript is spliced from 3 exons. The record is from RefSeq and is a predicted model, not a curated record.